Cyphellophora attinorum is the source of this 1494-nucleotide messenger RNA. RefSeq names its product putative polyamine oxidase 4. Gene Ontology annotation, molecular function: oxidoreductase activity. Lineage: Eukaryota; Fungi; Ascomycota; Eurotiomycetes; Chaetothyriales; Cyphellophoraceae. The coding region runs from base 1 to 1494 and encodes 497 amino acids. The record is from RefSeq and is a predicted model, not a curated record. The transcript is spliced from 2 exons.
AUGGCUUCAACAAGGAUCCAGGCGCCGGAAACCCCGAAAACCGUCGCCAUCAUCGGCGCUGGUAUCUCUGGAUUGAAGGCCGCAGACAUCCUACUCGCCGCUGGCGUCAAAGUGAAGAUCUUCGAAGCUCGUGAUAGAGUCGGUGGUCGCGUGCAUCAGAUCGAAUGUGGCGGCCACCUGGUCGACGUUGGUGCCAACUGGAUCCAUGACACUGAUGGCAACCCGCUCGUAGACAUUGCCAAGCGGACGCACUCGGAGCUCUUCUGGCGACCGGGAGCGUCGGCGAUCGUAGGCUCCGAUGGGAAGACACGCAGUCCGGUCAUUACGACAUGGCUCGGCAAAUCCUUGAAUGCAAUCAUGGCACAAGCAUAUGACUUCAGUGCAAAGUAUAGCGAUGAAAUUGAUCCUGGUGAGAGCUUGAUGGACUUUGUGCAUGAGAAAGCUUGGAGUGCGUAUCGCGGUGCGCCGGACUAUCUGCAGGAUCUGCUCAAUGAGGCUGAGCGUUUUGGGUUGUUCAUUGGAGAGCGCACAUCGAGGCAGAGCCUGAAGUUUCUGACGUAUGAGGAGGGCCCUGGUGGCACGGACGCGUUCAAUGCGAGCACGUAUAGAGAGAUCCUCGGGUACAUAGCGAGCAGGGCGGUUAAGGCAGGCAUGAUCCAUCUGGAAAAAGAAGUGACCAAGAUUACCUACGAUAAGUUUGGCGAUGUCAAGGGUGUGGUAGUCACAACGGCGGAAGGAACGAAGGAGACAUUCGAUGAGGUCGUCAUUACCUGCCCACUUGGAUGGCUGAAGCAGCACCAGAAGGCGCUGUUCACUCCUUCUCUGCCAAAAGCUCUAUCAGUGGCUAUUGACAACGUUGGGUACGGCAGACUCGAGAAGCUGUAUUUGUCGUUUCCAUCAGCCUGGUGGCUGGAAAGAGACACACUACACGGCACAAUCGAUGGGCCUAAGCGACAUGCAUUCGCCACCCAUUUUCACGAUCCUCAGUAUGGAACCUAUCCUCCUGGCCUCCCAUCGAACGUAGCGAUCCUGUCACUAGCACAUCUUCCGAACCACUGUGAUCACCCCACUCUGCUGAUCUACCUAUCCGGCCCCUGUGCCACGAAGAUGGUGCGAUCAAUCGCCAGCCUGGAGCCCAACAGUGGCGAGUACAACGCGACAAUCGACGAGUUCGCUAAGCCUUAUUACUCGCGCCUUCCCAAUUAUGACUCCAACGAUCCAGCCUGCUCGCCUGCCGCCUACUUCGGGUCAACCUGGCAAGCAGAUCACCUGGCUGGCAAUGGCUCAUACAGCUUCGGCAAGGUUGGAAGUACCCAGCUCGAUAUUGAUUUGGGGACGCUGCGAGAAAGUGGUGGACUUGGCGAACGCGCUGGUGUCUGGUUUGCUGGUGAGCAUACUGCGCUACCAGAGUAUCUGGCAACGGUUACUGGAGCGUUCUUGAGUGGCAAGCGAGCUGCUGAGGACGUGUUGGCAAAGUGGUCUGCGGGAACGUAA